This is a messenger RNA of Aspergillus vadensis CBS 113365, 2910 nucleotides long. RefSeq names its product rDNA-binding RNA polymerase I transcriptional factor. The record is from RefSeq and is a predicted model, not a curated record. The coding region runs from base 353 to 2485 and encodes 710 amino acids. The transcript has a single exon. Gene Ontology annotation, biological process: transcription initiation at RNA polymerase I promoter. NCBI's taxonomy places the organism in Eukaryota, Fungi, Ascomycota, Eurotiomycetes, Eurotiales, Aspergillaceae. Gene Ontology annotation, molecular function: RNA polymerase I general transcription initiation factor activity; RNA polymerase I core binding. Gene Ontology annotation, cellular component: nucleus.
UUUCUUCCUAGUUCUUACUCCAGACGGGCUCCCCUUCAACUGCUGGUCUGUCUCCCUCUCACACACUCGUGCAUCGCAGUGUUCUCAGGGUGCGUGUGCUGGACAGUCCGAUGAAGGUAUCAUUCGCCUUCCUUACUCCCAAGCGCGCUUGUUAUCUGUAGCAACAGCAGGUGGAUCAUCUCUCGACUUGCAACUGGUCGGGUCGUGUGCUCUGCUUACAAGAUCUGUUCCCAUCUCUUAAUAUCCCACUCCUCGCGUGUGAUACUGUGAGAGUGCAACUCAUGAUUGGAUCUGGGGUCCUGUUUCAAGCACUCCCCAGCCAUUUCAUUAUUAUAGAACCGUCGAUCCUGGCAUGGUCGUCCUUGCCACCGCCUCCCGCACCGCAACGAUCGCGCCCAGGCCGACGACCAAUUCAUCCAAGAUGCUAGUUACAUCAUCACCUGUGUCCAUUCUAAAAACGCCUAAGAGCACCCCAUCCACGACUGGGAUUAAGCACAGGAUGAUGAUGGGGGACGACUACAGCGAUCUCUCCCUGUCCCCGUCGUCCUCGUCCGACGCGGAGACGAGCCCGAGUCCUCGGAAGCGGACGCGAGUGAAGUUUGAUAAGGAGGUUUUAAUGGUACCAUAUAAAGAGGAACCUGAGCCGGAACGGAAGCCAGAGAAGAGCGCAGCCGUCGUCCGCGAGGAGGUGCGCAGGGCCAUCCAACGGCAUGUCUCUGGCACUGACAGCGAGGCGUACGACCGCAUCAAGGAGACUUUUGCGGUGGACCCGCGGCGCCGGGAUGAGGACAACAUGUUUGCCUACGAUGUACCUACACAUACGUCCUUGAGACAUCAUCUCCUGGGUCUUUUGUCAAAUGUUGCGUCCUUGGAUCGCAGUUGCAACGGACUGGUCCAAGCUGUGCUGAAUAGCGUAUGGCUGGGCCGGGACGAGUCGUACAUCAAGUUGUAUAUACGCUUUCUCGGUAACCUUGCCGCUGCCCAGGGAAGCUAUCUGGGGGCUGUGCUCAAGAUGCUGGUCAACUUUCUGGGAGAGCUUCCCAAGGACACGGGAAAGAUCCCGGGUUACCCGUCUGUGCAUGUGCCGGUGCUUUACUCCCGCGUGCACUUGGCUUUGCGCCAUGUUAUGCAGUUGAUUCCGUCUGGUAGUGGAACGCUGUCGCCUCUUCUGUCUGCUCAGUUUCCGUUUGCUUCCGAUUCGGCCAAGGCCAACAUUGCGUAUACGCGGAACCUCAUUCGAGUGAUCAGCUAUGCUCCGGAGCUUCAGGGAGAUAUUCUUUCCCUGAUUACGGAAAAGCUUGUCAAGAUUGAUGUUCACAUUCAAGUGGAUUUGGAGGACAUCGAGGAUGAAGUCGGUGAGGAUGUCCUCCAGGGAGUCUCUCCGGAAUCAGUCAUGAUCGAGGAAGAUGAUGCGGAAGACGACGAUGACAACGACUCCGUCCUUAGCGACGAUUCGGUAGACGAUGAAUCCAAGCGGAUCAAAGCCAUUCGGGACAACAUCCUCAAGCUGGAUGGCAUGAUCGACACCAUGUUCGAAUACUAUGCGCCCCCGUUCACGCUGGGCUCCCUGGAUGACAAGGAGAAUGCCUUCGAUCUUUUGAUGAGCCAUUUCCAGAACAUUAUCCUCCCCACAUACCGCUCGCGCCACUCCCAGUUCCUCCUCUUCCACUUCUCCCAGUCAUCCCCCAUCCUGGUGGACCGCUUUGCCGCAAUGUGCACCGAGCUUAUCUUCAACAAGACGCAGCCAGCCAUCAUGCGCCAAUCAGCUGCUGCUUAUCUCGCCAGCUUCGUUGCUCGCGGAGCUCAUAUCUCUGGUGAGGUUGUCCGGGAUGUGUUCGAUCUGCUGGGCACGUAUCUGAACAGCCUCCGUCUUGACUAUGAAGCCACCUGCCGGGGCCCCGACCUCCGCCGCUAUGGCCCCUUCUACUCCACAGCUCAGGCCCUGCUCUACAUCUUCUGCUUCCGCUGGCGAGACCUGACCACGGCUGCGCUGGAGGGCGACACUCCGGACCAAGUCGACGAGCUUGAACCGGAGGACAUCAUGUUCCCGCCGUCCGUCAAGGAAGUGCUGCACCAGGCCAUCCACUCCAAGCUGAACCCGCUGAAGGUGUGCUCGCCCGCAAUCGUGUCCCAGUUCGCGCGGAUGUCGCAGCACUUCAACCUGAUGUACGUGUUCAGCAUCCUGGAGACAAACAAGCGACUGCGCGUGUCCUCAUACCGCAGCAUCGGCGCCAUGGCCGAUCCGCGCUUCAGCCAAGUGGAACGAGAAAUUCGCGCCGGCGACGACCUCGGCUACCAACUAGACGCCUACUUCCCCUUUGACCCCUACCAACUCCCGCGCAGCCGCCGCUGGGUGGAGAACGACUACGUCCACUGGCGCGGCAUCCCAGGUCUAGAUGAAGACGACGACUCGGACAGCGAAGCGGACGACAACGAGUCGGAUGAAGACCUCAGCGAUGGGACCGAAACAGAUGACGAAUUGUGAUGCGUCAAGACCUUUCAAAAGAAUAACUCAAAAGUGCUUCUUUAUUUCUCUCUCUAUCUGUCUCUCGUUCUAUUGGCGAGCACAAUACCCCCAAUCUGUUUGCGAUUAUGCCAUCUCAGCAGGUUUUUUAUGUUCCUCUGAAAAGAAGAAAAGUUCUCUUGAUAUCUAGUUUUUGUUGUUUCAUGGGUGGGAAUUUAGCGCGGCGUAUGGAGAUUUGAUUUCAUUUGAUUGAUUUAUACACGCAUGCAUAUGUUGCAUAUGCCUGCUUGUUAUCUGCCUGUCUACGUUGCCAGGUCUGCUGUAAAGAGACUGGUACCGUGUUGGUUUUAUAAUGAUGGACGAUGGACGAUGAUGGCUGGAAUGGAUGAAUGGAUGGACAGAUGUAAGAUGACAUCUGCGGGGUAGAAGAGAAUGAACAAUCAACA